CUGGCCCGGGAACCUGCAGGCCUGGGCCGCUGCUGCAGGGACCCGAGAGGAGCAGCUGUCUGGGGGCUGCAGAUCUGCUGAAGAGAGAACCAGCUUUGGGCUGGCGCCGGCCGUCCUAACUAUCCUCGCUCGCUCGGUGAACGCGCCGCCAUGUGGGCCGCGCUUAGGUCUGCUCUGCGGCCCUGCGCCCGCGCCACUGUCCCCCGGCCUCGCGCCUACCACGGAGACUCGGUGGCCACGCUGGGCACCCAGCCGGAUUCGGGCUCCUCCACCUACCAGGAGAAUUAUGAACAGAUGAAAGCUCUAGUAAAUGAACUUCAUGAACGAGUCCAGAAUAUAAGAUUAGGAGGCAGUGAGAAAGCCCGGGCCCGGCAUACAUCAAGAGGAAAACUGUUACCUAGAGAGAGAAUCGACAACCUCAUAGACCCAGGAUCUCCCUUUCUGGAACUCUCCCAAUUUGCAGGUUACCAGUUGUAUGGUGAUGAGGAAGUCCCUGCAGGUGGUAUCAUUACAGGCAUUGGCAGAGUGUCUGGAGUAGAAUGUGUAAUUGUUGCCAAUGAUGCCACUGUCAAAGGAGGCACCUACUACCCAGUGACUGUGAAAAAGCACUUACGGGCACAAGAGAUUGCACUGCAAAACAAGCUCCCCUGCAUCUACCUGGUUGAUUCUGGAGGAGCCAACUUACCUCGGCAAGCAGACACGUUUCCAGACCGAGACCACUUUGGCCGCAUAUUCUAUAAUCAGGCAAUUAUGUCUUCUAAAAAUAUCACACAGAUAGCAGUGGUCAUGGGCUCCUGUACAGCAGGAGGUGCAUAUGUGCCCGCAAUGGCUGAUGAAAACAUCAUCGUACGCAAGCAGGGUACCAUUUUCCUGGCAGGACCACCCUUGGUGAAGGCGGCCACUGGUGAAGAGGUGUCUGGGGAGGAUCUUGGAGGUGCUGAUCUUCACUGCAGAAAGUCUGGGGUCACCGACCACUAUGCUUUGGAUGACUGUCAUGCCCUUCACUUAGCAAGGAAGGUUGUGAGGAGUCUCAAUUAUCAGAAGAAAGUAGAUGUUACCAUUGAGCCUUCUGAAGAGCCUUUGUUCCCUGCUGAUGAGUUGUAUGGGAUCGUUGGUACAAACCUCAAGAGGACCUUUGAUGUCCGUGAGGUCAUUGCUAGAAUCGUGGAUGGAAGCAGAUUCAAUGAGUUCAAGGCCUUAUAUGGAGACACAUUAGUUACAGGCUUUGCUCGAAUAUUUGGAUACCCUGUAGGCAUCAUUGGAAACAAUGGAGUUCUGUUUUCUGAAUCUGCAAAAAAGGGUGCUCACUUUGUCCAGUUAUGCUGCCAAAGAAAUAUUCCCCUGCUGUUCCUUCAGAACAUUACUGGAUUUAUGGUUGGUAGAGACUAUGAAGCUGAAGGGAUUGCCAAGGAUGGUGCCAAGAUGGUGGCCACUGUAGCCUGUGCCAAAGUGCCCAAGAUAACUGUCAUCAUUGGGGGAUCAUACGGGGCUGGAAACUACGGGAUGUGUGGCAGAGCGUAUAGCCCGAGAUUUCUCUACAUGUGGCCAAAUGCUCGUAUCUCAGUGAUGGGAGGAGAGCAGGCAGCUACUGUGUUAGCCACAGUAACAAGGGAUCAAAAAGCACGGGAGGGGAAACAGUUCUCCAGUGCUGAAGAGGCAGCUUUGAAAGAGCCCAUCAUUAAGAGGUUCGAAGAGGAAGGAAACCCUUACUACUCCAGUGCUAGGCUGUGGGAUGAUGGGAUUAUUGAUCCCGUAGACACCAGACUGGUCCUGGGUCUCAGCAUCAGUGCAGCCCUCAACGCACCCAUCCAGAAGACUGACUUUGGCAUCUUGAGGAUGUAACUGGAUAUAAAACAUAUUACGCAUAUACCAAAAAUUAACGUGUAGUACCAGCCUUAAAACUUUAGACU
Molecule: messenger RNA, 1910 nt
Organism: Nannospalax galili (Upper Galilee mountains blind mole rat)
Lineage: Eukaryota; Metazoa; Chordata; Mammalia; Rodentia; Spalacidae
Gene: Mccc2
Product: methylcrotonoyl-CoA carboxylase 2
Exons: 17
Coding region: 151-1842 (563 amino acids)
Biological process (GO): L-leucine catabolic process
Cellular component (GO): methylcrotonoyl-CoA carboxylase complex; mitochondrion
Molecular function (GO): methylcrotonoyl-CoA carboxylase activity
Source: RefSeq, a predicted model, not a curated record